ACGAGACCCAGACGGCGAGACCCGCCCCAUCCUGCGCCGGAGUCUCUCCGGGAGACGAAGCGGAAGUCUCCGCGUACUUCCAGAAGACUGGCGCUGGGCGCGCGGCAUCAUGGCCGCCGACAGUGACGACGGUGUGCCUUCGGUUCCAGCGACCUCUGACGGUGAUGUCAACAAAACCACAAAAUCUGCAGAGGAAUUUGUGGUACGGGUUCCUGUCGUGGAUGUACAGAGUGACAAUUUCAAGGAGAUAUGGCCAUCGCUCUUGCUGGCGUUAAAGACGGCUAGCUUUGUGGCUGUGGACACGGAGCUGAGUGGGCUUGGGGACAGGAAGAGUUUGCUAAAUCAGUGCAUCGAGGAGCGUUACAAGGCCGUGUGUCAUGCUGCCAGGACCCGUUCUGUUCUGUCCCUGGGCCUCGCCUGCUUCAAGCAGCAGCCAGAUAAGGGUGAAAAUUCUUACUUGACCCAAGUGUUCAAUCUCACCUUACUGUGCAUGGAGGAGUAUGUCAUAGAACCAAAGUCUGUGCAGUUCCUGGUACAGCACGGCUUCAAUUUCAACCGGCAGUAUGCUCAGGGUAUCCCCUACCAUAAGGGCAACGACAAGGGAGACGAAAGCCAGAGCCAGUCAGUACGGACCCUGUUCCUUGAACUGAUUCGGGCCCGUCGGCCCCUGGUGCUGCAUAAUGGCCUUAUAGAUUUGGUGUUCCUGUACCAGAACUUCUACGCACACUUGCCUGAGAACUUGGGAACCUUCACUGCUGACCUGUGUGAGAUGUUCCCAGCAGGCAUUUAUGACACCAAAUAUGCUGCAGAGUUUCAUGCCCGCUUUGUAGCUUCCUACUUAGAAUAUGCUUUCCGGAAAUGUGAGCGGGAAAAUGGGAAGCGGCAGGCAGCUGGCAGCCCACAUCUUGCCCUGGAGUUCUGCAGCUAUCCAUCUAGCAUGAGAGGCCAUAUUGACUACCGCUGCUGCAUGUCCCCUAUAACCUCCCGUCGUUCUCACACCACUGGCAUCUGCACCAAGUUCUCGGCCUAUGGCUGGUGCCCUCUAGGACCUCAGUGUCCUCAGUCACAUGAUAUUGACCUUAUCAUUGACACUGAUGAGGCUGUGGCAGAGGACAAACGGCGACGGCGGCGACGUAAGGACAGACGGAAGAGGGCCUUGCUGAACCAGCCAGGGACAGAGACCUUUGAGGAAGCUGAAGAUGGUCCUCCCACAAAGCAGGUCUGUGAAGAUAGCCUCAAGACAGAAAUUGAGCAAAAAGUGACAGAGGGUGAAACUAGGGAUCAGCUUGGCUCCAACCAAGAUCACAAAAGUGAUUUAGAGGUGGAGCAUAAGGCAACAAGUUCUGAAAUAGCUGAUGUGGCUGCCUCAGAACUGCCAGUGAGUCAAGCCAGUCCUAAUCCUGUGCCUGGGGAUGGAUUGCAUCGGGCUGGUUUUGACGCCUUUAUGACAGGCUAUGUGAUGGCCUAUGUGGGACUGAGGCACGGACCUCAACUCUGCAGUUCUGGACCUUGGCUUCCUGAAUGUCACAAUAAGGUAUACCUAAGUGGCAAAACUGUACCCCUCACAGUGGCUAAGAGCCAGUUUUCUCGUUCUUCCAAAGCCCACAACCAGAAAAUGAAGCUGGCUUGGGGCAGCAGCUAACCCAAACAUCUGCCUGGCACUAGACCUAGGGAAAGAAGCUAAGACUAGGAAAGAGAUGUUUGGCACUGAGUCUGCAUACCCUGAAGGCUGGGCAGAAGACUGCUACAGUUCAUGGCCUGCUGUAUGGCAAAACCCUAUUUCAAAGUUAUGUGAGUUGUUAGCCUGUGUAUGUUGUGUUUAAGUACUACGGAGUUGUUGUGCAGGUCCUGGCAGAGACAAUGAGCGCUUUACUGUUUUCUUUUGUACAAGAGACCUGACCCAGGGGUACAAAAUAAGACUAACUAGCACCUGGAACAUCAACUUUAUUUUUUAAUCUGAAAGUGUCUUGGGAAAAGUUUUACAAAAAAAAAAAAUCAACAGAAAUGAAUUAUGAAAAUAUUUAACCAA
This is a messenger RNA of Myodes glareolus (Bank vole), 2029 nucleotides long. RefSeq names its product target of EGR1, exonuclease (gene Toe1). Gene Ontology annotation, biological process: snRNA 3'-end processing. Gene Ontology annotation, molecular function: metal ion binding; snRNA binding; 3'-5'-RNA exonuclease activity. Lineage: Eukaryota; Metazoa; Chordata; Mammalia; Rodentia; Cricetidae. Gene Ontology annotation, cellular component: Cajal body. The record is from RefSeq and is a predicted model, not a curated record.